Molecule: messenger RNA, 402 nt
Organism: Ogataea philodendri
Lineage: Eukaryota; Fungi; Ascomycota; Pichiomycetes; Pichiales; Pichiaceae
Exons: 1
Coding region: 1-402 (133 amino acids)
Source: RefSeq, a predicted model, not a curated record
AUGAUGAUUGGAACGAUGAUCUUGAGACAUCCGUUCACCUUGUCCUUUGAGACGGCCUUGGUCAAUGCCACUAGUGUUUCGAUGGCCAAUCUAGGGUCCUUGAGUUGGGACGAAUACAGCAGCUCCACCAGUUUCGGAAUAAAGUUCUCCAACAACAGGCCGUGGACCUCGUUGUGUUUGAUCAGCGACUUGAUGGUCUGCGUGGAAAUAGCGUUUAGACUUGGUUCUUCCGAGACGAGUCCAUGGACGAUGAAUUCAGACACCCAUUUGGCCUCUUCUGUGGUGAGAGGAAGCUCGUUGAUUGUUGUGAUGAGGAUGGAGACGGUCAGAAUGGAGUUUUUCUGUGAAACGUCGAGUCUGUUUUUGAUGGAGUGGAAGAAUUGCGACAAGCUUGCGUUUUGA